AUGGGAAAUAGCGAAUCCAUAGCUGGUGGUCAGACAGCAGUUCCUGCUAAAGAGAACUCUGUAUGGGACAGAAAAUUUAUGAGGGAAUAUCCAUCCGACCUGCAAACACUGCAUGAAUUUAAGACAUUCUUGGGUCUGCAGGGUCUGAAUUCAAAGGCCAAUCAACAUGUUGAUCAAGUCUAUAAUACCUUUGACAUGAACAAGGAUGGAUUUAUUGACUUUUUAGAGUUUAUUGUUGCUGUAAAUUUAGUUAUACGAGGAAAAAUGGAGCAAAAAUUAAAAUGGUAUUUUAAACUGUAUGAUGUUGAUGGAAACGGUUCUAUUGACAAAAAGGAACUACUGAACAUCUUCAUGGCUGUACAAACCUUCAAUGGCCAGCAAACUCUGAGUCCUGAAGAAUUUACUAACUUGGUGUUUCAUAAGAUCGAUAUAAAUAAUGAUGAGAAGGUACUUCUUCAGAGGCUGAGUGAAAGGGAAGACACAGACAUUCCAGAAGGGGGAGUGCUUACACCAAAUGGCUUUGAUCUCAGUAAACCGAGACAGCUGAGUCAUUCCCUAUAUCAAGAAAAGGACGCUAAAAUUCUACUGUUGGACAAAGACAGCCCAGAGCACCAGAAAGCAAGGAAGAGAAAAAUUGACUUUAGAAGAAUUUAUCAACGGCACAGAAAAAGAUCAGGAUCUUCUGGAGAUUGUUUCCAAGAGCUUUGA
This is a messenger RNA of Mirounga angustirostris (Northern elephant seal), 708 nucleotides long. RefSeq names its product guanylate cyclase activator 1C (gene GUCA1C). The coding region runs from base 1 to 708 and encodes 235 amino acids. The transcript has 6 exons. The record is from RefSeq and is a predicted model, not a curated record. Gene Ontology annotation, molecular function: calcium ion binding; calcium sensitive guanylate cyclase activator activity. Lineage: Eukaryota; Metazoa; Chordata; Mammalia; Carnivora; Phocidae.